AUGAUGACUGGUAUUGCUAGGGCUGCAUUGAGAUCCAAGUGCACUACAAGUCUUUGUGCACUUGUUCAGAGAAGUCAUGGCCUCCCAGUGAGGUGUUUCUCCACUGAAGCUGAACAGCCACCUCUGGAUUCAACUCCCCCUCCUCCAUUCUUGGACAUUAAGCAUUCUGGUGUGACAUAUGGUAAGCUGUUUGGCGUUCGUAAACAUAUACUGAAAACAGAUAUCAUCAACUUCCUUGAAGGUUGUGAUUUGACCCUGGAGGAUGUUAAAAUGGAUUACAACCGUAGCUUUUUUCCAGUUUCAACGUUGUUGCAAUUCCCCACUCGUAAUUCCUAUGACAAUGCUAUAAGGGUGAUUGUAAAGAAAGGUCGCUUAUACAAAUUGGACAGGGCUGAUCGAUCUGAAUGGGACCAAGUAAAACCAUAUGAUGGAAAAACUGUCAGUGGAGAUUCUUAA
Molecule: messenger RNA, 456 nt
Organism: Sphenostylis stenocarpa
Lineage: Eukaryota; Viridiplantae; Streptophyta; Magnoliopsida; Fabales; Fabaceae
Source: the annotation of a GenBank genome assembly